AUGGCCCAGGUUAUCGUCGUCGGUGGUGGUCUCGCCGGUCUCUCCGCCGCCCACACCCUCCUCGAGCGCGGGGCCAAUGUCCUCCUCCUCGACAAGCAGCCUUUCAUGGGUGGCAACUCUACCAAGGCCACCUCUGGUAUCAACGGCGCAGGAACCCAGACUCAGCAAGAGGAGGGCAUCCCCGACAACGCCAAGAUCUUCUUCGAGGACACCAAGAAAUCGGCACGCGACCUCGCCCGCGACGAUCUCAUCCGCGUCCUCACCGGCCGCUCCGGCGACGCCGUCAACUGGCUCCAGGACAAGUUCGCCCUCGACCUCUCCAAGGUCGCCCGUCUCGGCGGCCACACCCACCCCCGCACACACCGAGGCAACGCCCAGUUCCCCGGCAUGGUCAUCACCUACGCCCAGAUGGAGCGCCUCGAGGACCUCGCCGAGUCCGUCCCCGACCGCGUCCAGAUCAAGAAGCGCGCCCGCGUCUCCAAGCUCCUCAAGGACGAGGCCGGCGCCGUCAUCGGUUGCGAGUACGUCUUCAACGGCAAGACCGAGACCGCGUACGGCCCCGUCAUCCUCGCCACUGGCGGCUACGCCGCCGACUUCACCCAGGACUCGCUCAUCAAGAAGCACCGCCCCGAGUACUACAACCUCGCCACUACCAACGGCGAGCACUGCACUGGUGACGGCCAGAAGAUGGCUGUCGCCGCGGGCGCGAGCGCGAUCGACCUCGAGAAAGUGCAGGUCCACCCGACCGGCCUUGUCGACCCCAACGAGCCCGACGCGAAGGUCAAGUUCUUGGCCGCGGAGGCGCUCCGUGGUGUCGGCGGUCUGCUUCUCGACAACACUGGUGUUCGUUUCGUCGAUGAGCUCCAGCACCGUGACUACGUCACUGGCAAGAUGUGGGAGAACGGCAAGUUCCCCAUCCGUCUCGUGCUCAACGGCCCCGCGUCGGCGGAGAUCGAGUGGCACUGCAAGCACUACGUCGGCCGUGGCCUCAUGAAGCGUUACGAGUCGGGCGAGGCGCUCGCAAAGGACAUGGGCAUCCCCGCCGCGACGCUCAAGAAGACGUUCGACGACUACAACGCGGUCGUGAAGGCGAAGAAGGACCCCUUCGGCAAGAAGUUCUUCACGGACGCCGUGUGGAAGAUGGACGACGUCUUCAACGUCGCGAUGAUGGAGCCCGUCCUGCACUACACCAUGGGCGGCCUCGAGAUCGACGCCGAGUCGCGUGUCGUCGACACCAAGGGCAAGCCGAUCCCCGGCCUCUUCGCCGCGGGCGAGGUUGCCGGCGGUGUGCACGGCGCCAACCGUCUCGGCGGUUCGUCGUUGCUCGGGUGCGUCGUCUUCGGCCGUGUGAGCGGCGACUCGGCGGCGUCGUACCUCCUCCACCGCAUCGGGCCCCUCGCGGCACAGGCAGCGGGCCGUCUCGGCGUGGUCGCAGGCCACCUUGGUGCGGAGAGCUCAAGCUCGAAGCCCGCAGAAAAGAAGGCGGAGGCAGCGUCCGCGAGCUCAUCAAGCUCGGGCGGCGCGUGGACGGCGGAGGAGGUCGCGAAGCACAACAAGAAGGACGACUGCUGGGUGAUCAUCGACGACAAGGUGCUCGACGUGACCGGAUUCCUCGCGGACCACCCCGGCGGGGAGAAGGCGAUCCUGCUCUACGCCGGGCGCGACGCGACGGAGGAGUUCAACAUGCUCCACGACCCGAAGGUCAUCCCGCGGUACGCGCCCGAGUCGGUCAUCGGCUCGGUAAAGAAGUAG
Messenger RNA from Epithele typhae, 1752 nucleotides. Its product is annotated as fumarate reductase. Bases 1 to 1752 code for a protein of 583 amino acids. Lineage: Eukaryota; Fungi; Basidiomycota; Agaricomycetes; Polyporales; Epitheliaceae. The record is from RefSeq and is a predicted model, not a curated record. The transcript is spliced from 5 exons. Gene Ontology annotation, molecular function: heme binding; oxidoreductase activity; FMN binding.